CUUGCUUCUAUCGUCAUUACGCCGCUUCAUUUGUGACCAUAUGUUCCGUAUCCUUCUCUCAUGUAUUUUUCAUCGCCACAAACCUAAUCCUUUUACCACCUAAGAAUUCGAUGGUGUUGAAAUGCUAUGUACAUAAAUCCAACUUCUUCGGCCGUUGUUCUUCUAUCAAUUUGAUGGUUGUUCUUAUAUGAAUUGUUUGAUACAAGAUUCACUGAACAUGGUUUGAUGCUGUGCCAUGAACACUGGAGAGGGCUUUCAAAGGUGUAGUACUUGGCUGGAUUUAUUGAUGCAAUGAAUGUUGAGGCAGUGGAGAUGGCUUUCAUUCGUGUAGUACUUGGCUGGAUGUAUUAUAUUGAGAUGAUUGUAAAUGUUUACAUAAUGAGAUGUAAUGUAUAGCUGCCAUGUGUACCAAAGUGUUUAUAGCCAUUGGAUUACAAUUUCUGGCGGGAAAAUUGGGCAUUGCAAUUGGAAUGGAUUUCAUUCAGCUUCUAUAUAUAUAUAGUAGAAAAGCAUCGUGACAGCAUGAAGGCAUACGAUAUGAUCCUACACCUGAGGCAGCUCUACCAAGGGCAAUCUAGGCAUGAGAGAUUCCAAAUCUCUAAGGCACUCUUGAGUUGCAAGUUGUCUGUUGGAAUCCCAAUCGGUCUGCAUGUUCUCAAGAUGAUCGGCUAUGUCGAGACUCUUGAGAAGUUGGGUUUCUCACUAAGGCAAGAACUUGCAACGGAUUUUAUUCUGCAAUCGUUGCCAUAAAUGUAUAAACACAACUUUUCUCUUCUUUAUACUCUAUAUAUCCAUAAAAAUAUUAAGUUAUUUUACUCCCAAUACACUACCAAACCUUUCCCAAAAGACUAGAAGAAGUUAGAGCCAACAAGAGUUCGUUUAGAGCCCGUUUAAGCUCCAUAACACCUCUAAAGUCUCGGUUCCUUACUAGUCUUCAACAAGUCCGUUUCACUUUCUCUCUCGAACUCGAGGUGAUGUAGCUCGAACAAGUGGAAGUGCAGGACAUGGCAAUUAAAUCCGUUUUGAUAAAUACGGUUAUGUGUUUAUUUAUUUGCUUGAAUAAAAAGUUUGUAUUUUA
Molecule: messenger RNA, 1078 nt
Organism: Cuscuta campestris
Lineage: Eukaryota; Viridiplantae; Streptophyta; Magnoliopsida; Solanales; Convolvulaceae
Source: the annotation of a GenBank genome assembly